AGUGUGCAAUAACAUACAGCACACACAUUCACGAUAGUGUAUUGCCUACAUUGCAUGCAUGCAAUAUGACACGUAUAUAUGACACACACAGCAUAAUCACAACACGUCUACGUAACAAAACACUGGUUUAGUCCGUACUUCGACAGGCAACCAAAGACUUGCAUUUCUAUACCGGGUAAAUCCCUGCAUUUUUUACAAAGUGUUUCAGUAUUUCGAUUUUUGUCGCCGUGGUCUUACGGUCGGUCGCACUGCCUUAUUCACCGUUAUGUCUUCAUCGAUGAGUCGCCGGGAAUGCUUCCAUAUCCUGGGUUUACCUCUCGAAUCUAGUUCAGAGGAUAUCAAGCAGGCCUACCGAACAAAAGCAAAGGACUGUCACCCGGACAAGAACCCAGACGACCCCGAGGCCACGGCGAGAUUUCAGAAGAUAAGCCAAGCAUAUCAAAUACUACAAAAAGAUUUUCGUGAAUCUUCUUCUUUCAACGAUGAUAGCGACAGCGAUGAUGGUGCCGGCUUCUCGUUUUUUGAUUUCCUCUUAAUUUUCCAACGAGAGAUGAUGCGUGAAGAAUUACGAAGACGGGAGGCUAUGAGGAGGCGCGAUGUAUUCUACAAUAUGGUUUUUGGCCCAUUUGUUUCACCGCACAUGCGCCGCUUCGAUGAUGAUGACGAUGAUUUCUUGUUCGAUUACGAAUUCAGACAGAGGUAUCGCAGUUCUGACAAUCGGGAACGAUACAGCGAGCGGGCACAGCCUGCGAGCAACCGCGGUACCACAGGAGGGCGCUACCAACAGACUCGUCCCCAAGUACACACUCCGUCGGGUGGUCGCCAAAGACGGGAUCGUCCACAGAGCGCUUCCGCCGCGUCAUAUACGCCCCAGCGACCCCGCUAUCAGUCACAGGAGACCUCGUCCAGGGGGAGGUCGGAUCACAAACCUGGAUCAGACUGGGGCCAAACCGGAGCAGCAAGCCGAGACACGCCGAGAAAGGACGGCGGAAAUCCUGGGAAGCGUAACGACUUCUCAUCCCGAGCCUUCAAAUCAGACCAGGAGAAGCAAGGCACUCGGCCAAAAAGCGAAAGCCGACCCGACAGGAGUGCAGCGGAGAGCGACACAGCAGCGGCUGAUGGCGAAGGCGAAAAAUGUUCCAGCGGGUUUGUCUCAUCGUCAGAGAAGGGCCAACCCAUCAGGCAAAAACCUAAAAAGGCGCCCGCUUUUGUCAUCCAAAAGCAAAAGACAAUGACUAAGAAGCAGUUGAUAGCGCAGCAGAGCAGACGACAGAAAGAAGCCAACGAAAUCGGCAAGGAACUGCGCGCUAAGGCCGAAGCCAACUUGAAGCUGAGAGAAGAACUGAAGACCAAGACUAAGUAGCAAAAGAAAACGCUGUUGCCUAUAAGUUCCCUCCACACAUUGGUGGGCAGUGGGCGAAGACGAUUCUUUUUGUGUCCAGUUUCAAGCAAAAUCAAGACAACCCUAACCUUGUUACAGCCGGAGACAUGGAAGGCC
This is a messenger RNA of Patiria miniata (bat star), 1498 nucleotides long. RefSeq lists its product as uncharacterized. Gene Ontology annotation, cellular component: cytoplasm; nucleus. Lineage: Eukaryota; Metazoa; Echinodermata; Asteroidea; Valvatida; Asterinidae. The coding region runs from base 266 to 1363 and encodes 365 amino acids. The transcript has 10 exons. The record is from RefSeq and is a predicted model, not a curated record. Gene Ontology annotation, molecular function: protein-folding chaperone binding; protein folding chaperone.